AUGAUGGCAGCAUUACAAGAUAAUCAAAAACUUCUUGUUUGUUUAGAGGAAUUUCUUUGGGCAACACUAGCUGGAUUAGCACUUGCAGAAAAGUCUUUCACAAUUGCAGAAAUAUGUUAUGGACAAUUAAAAGAAGCAGAAAAAUUACUUUCUUUGGCUGAACUACGUUCUCAACCAAAUCCUCAAUUGAGGUCUUUCCAAAUAGCUUUAUUUGGUGGUCGAUUACGAGAAGCUGAGACAGCAUUACUUAAAUCUGGGCAUUUCUUUUGCGCAAUUAUGUUAAAUUUAAAACAUCUCGAUACAGUUAUUGGAUAUCGUCAACGUUACUUGGACCUUUUGGGCCAUUCAGAAACAAAUUCAAAAUUUUUAAAAUAUUUAUCUCAAGUAGAGGUAGAUUGGCCACAUAUUUUUGAAAAAAUCCGGGAGGAUAAUGCUAAGGAUCAAAGACAAUGGGCAGCAACAACAACUGGAGGGACUUUGGGGAUUCCAAAUUAAUUUUAAAAAUUUUUUAAUUGUUAGACAAUUUAUAUUAUA
Messenger RNA from Meloidogyne enterolobii, 534 nucleotides. NCBI's taxonomy places the organism in Eukaryota, Metazoa, Nematoda, Chromadorea, Rhabditida, Meloidogynidae. The record is from the annotation of a GenBank genome assembly.